Molecule: messenger RNA, 820 nt
Organism: Notothenia coriiceps (black rockcod)
Lineage: Eukaryota; Metazoa; Chordata; Actinopteri; Perciformes; Nototheniidae
Gene: spag7
Product: sperm associated antigen 7
Exons: 7
Coding region: 60-749 (229 amino acids)
Molecular function (GO): nucleic acid binding
Source: RefSeq, a predicted model, not a curated record
AGCUGCAGCCAACAACAACAGGCUGAACCGGACUGAACGCUGUGCCCUAUCAUUCCAAGAUGGCGGACCUCCUAGGCUCAAUCUUAAACUCGAUGGAGAAGCCUCCAACAGUCGGAAGCCAGGAAAGCCGACGAAAGGCUCGAGAGCAAGCAGCAAGACUCAAGAAGAUGGAGGAACUUGAGAAAAGAAAGAAAGCUGAGUUCCGGAAAAAGAUGGAGAAAGAAGUGUCAGAAUUCAUUCAAGACAGUGCACAACAGAAACGGAAAUACAAUCCUAUGGGGAAGAUUGAGAGGAGUAUAUUGCAUGACGUUUCAGAGGUGGCCGGUCUGACUUCUUUUUCUUUCGGGGAGGAGGAGGAGAGCCGUUACGUCAUGCUUUUCAAGAAGGAGUUUGCUCCAUCAGAUGAGGAGCUGGAAGCCUAUCGAAAUGGAGAGGAGUGGGACCCCAAGCUGGCAGAGCAGCGGCGCAGACUCAAGGAACAGGCCGUGUUGGAAGAAACAGCAUCCAGUAAGACAAAGAAAACUGAAAUGUGUCCUAACACCAACUACAGGGACAAGUACGUCCACCUGAUCGGCACCUCGGCUGCCAAAGAUGCCGCACACACACUAGAGGCCAACAGGGCUUAUGGCUGCGUGCCGGCAGCAAACAAGAGAGACACCCGCUCCGUAGAGGAAGCCAUCGACCAAAUCAGAGCGAAGAAACGGCAGAAGCAGGAGGAAGACUCGGGGGCACCCAGCAGCAGCUCCUGAGACUCCACCAUGUUUAUGUCUACCAUUUAUUGUGUGUGUGUGUGUGUGUGUGUGUGUGCGUGUGUGUGUGG